Cydia pomonella (codling moth) is the source of this 3675-nucleotide messenger RNA. RefSeq names its product dynein regulatory complex subunit 7 (gene lobo). Lineage: Eukaryota; Metazoa; Arthropoda; Insecta; Lepidoptera; Tortricidae. Gene Ontology annotation, cellular component: motile cilium. The transcript is spliced from 14 exons. Gene Ontology annotation, biological process: flagellated sperm motility. Bases 817 to 3471 code for a protein of 884 amino acids. The record is from RefSeq and is a predicted model, not a curated record.
CUUUGUCAUUAUUAAUAAAAUGCGCUUUGAUACUUAUAUAACUAGUUUAUUGUUUUGAUACGGUAUCAAAAGUGAACUUUUGAUACCGUCGCUUACAUGGUCUAUACACUUAAAAUUGAGUACAGACAUAAAAAUCAGCUCACAAUGUGUAGAGUUAGACAGUUGGCAGCGAUUUUGACAGCCUAGACUGUGCAGUAGGGCUAAGAUGUUCGGCUCUUUAUCAUUUGUCACCAUGCCUGUUACGUUCUAACAAGUAUGUAAGCGCGAAAGUGACGGGCAUAGUGACAAGCGAUAAAAAUGGAACCAUGCUGCCACUGCAGGUGUUAUUUCAAACUUCUAUGAAAUUAUGACGUUUACUUAAAUAGGCUGCUAACUUGCAUAGGCUGGGCUAUCAAAAUCGCUGCCAACUUAGCUUGGGCUCACUUUAUCUGUAAUGUUUUCUGAGUAAGUGAUGAUAUAAAUAUAUAUCUAUAAGGUGUAUUUAGCGGCACGGCAUAGGUCUGAGAGGGCCUUCACUCUGUUGAGCCGAUAGUUCGUUAUAGAUGAUAGUUUAAUGAAAAUUAAACAAAUAAGAAACCUCGUAACAUACGUUAAAUUGUACACUCUGGCAACAUUUAAAUCAGUGGUACUAUUUGAGUCCUUUAUAUAAACGCAAAAAGUAGAUCUUUCAGCAAAUUAUUGUUUUUUAUUUUCAGUCGUUUUUCAGUUGCUAAGCAACUGUAAUCACGAUUUUACGUAGUAUUGUUUAUUUUAUACUACCGUGAUUCGACUUUUUCGCUUUAUUUUCUAUAAAAAUAUAAUUUUAAUGUGUUAAUAAUGUCACAACAAACAAUAGCAUUUUUGGAAAGAAAGUCCGACACUGAACAGUUAGAGCCUGUUUUAGAACUAGACGAAAAAGUUAGUGUAUUGUUUGACCGACCGCAAGAAGAAGGUGAAUUCGAAGAAAUUUCACCCCGUAUAUUUACACUCAAAGAUGUGAAGGAACCGUUGACUUUGCCGUCUUUGAAUAACGCCAUCUAUGAGUUAGGUGUGAUAAACUUAUGCUGGCCUGAGAUAACCGAGCCUGUGUUUGAAACACGAACGUGCUUUCCUCCAAGUUACUACACCAAUUCCACAAAGGAACGGCUGUUACUGGCUUAUGCGGAGAAUUUCAGGCGCCAAUACAAUUUCCACUAUAAAUUUAAGAGACCUCUUCUAUUUCAAGCACCGAAUGAAUGUGGGUUGCAGAAAAUGGUGUGUACUACCAUCCGACCAACAAAACUUUGCUACCCGAACACCAACACAUGGGAAGGCGUCGCUUCGCUGGUGUCCGACUUUUUUGACUACGAGCCUCUCUCGAAGCCUAUGUUAUUGCCGGAACGCAUAAUGUCCCCGUACACGGCGCUGAUCCGUCGGAAGGCGAACCCGUUCGAGCUCGCGCACGUCACGGUGUCGUGGCUGAUCGGCGCCGGAUAUGACGCGUACGUGGUCGUGGGCUGCGCCUUGCGGGACGUGUGUAUGGCCAUCCGGUACCGGACCCUGUGUCCGGAACUGCCAGAUGAGAAUCCGAAAGUAGAAAAGCCACCCCCGUCCGACGAGGUUCCUCGUUACCGAUUGGUGCCGCUGCCCGACCUCACGUCCAAGUACGUCAUCGCGAUGGAGGAGAAGGAAAGAGCCUUACGGCAAGCGGAGAUUGACAAAAUCGAGAACAAACGGCUGGCCAAGAUUGCCGAACUCGAGAAGCCCCCGCCAGAUGACAUCACCGACUGGCGCACUCACGCGUGGGUGCUGGUCCUGCCAGGGUUCAAGGACAUCGAGGAACCCUUCUUCAUAGAGCCCAGCGACGGCACCGGGUACCCGCUCGACGCGCCACAGUACCGGGGAUUGGAUAGUGUUUACAAUCAUGAAAAUUACUAUGUGAAUCUCCAAGAUUGCAAAGAGGGUCUCGGAGCAUUAAACUACGAUCUAUGUGAACUGACCUGUUGGGAGCACCUGCUAGCCGGAGAGCCGUCCUACCGACGAGCCUUAACCGGGAUCGACCAGGAGGACCCGCGAACUGCCGUCGACACGGAGAAGCAUCUCGACAUGCCGCCCAGCUGGGUUGAGAAACUGGAUAUCACGCCUGAUGAAUUCGAGCGGCGGUUCCCUGGCAGCCACAGAGUGAUUCACUACAAGAAGGUGCUCCUGGAGAAGUUUGCGCCCUACUUCGAGCGCGAUGGAGUCGUGAAGAGAAUCAUGCUCUAUGAUGAUUACGCCUUGACAAAGCCUUUGAUUACCUACGAGUGGUUUAAACAUCGUGCCGACUUGAUGGAGUACGUUAAGAUAGACUACGUCAAAAAAAUCACAUAUGAAAAGUUUGGCAUCGGAAGAAGAGACCAUUUAAUCUAUCAUGAGUACUCGUUUGACGCCCCGCCGACCUCAAUAGAAUCCAGCCGCACCUUGGAGUUCAACUACUACGCGCGCUUGGACCACCUCACCAAAAUCGUCUGCACUCCCCUGACGUUUUUCGAGUACUAUACUAAAAGAGAAGAUUAUCUAGAAUCUCGUCAAACAGUAUACACGGAAGGCACUAAAGCGGAACCUAAGCGUCAAUUAAAGACGAUCACAGACGAUUAUGGUCGCGACUACAACGUUCCAGCGGAGAACGAUAUCUGGAGAAGGAUCUUCCAGGUCCCGGAAAACACCAUCGAACUCCUUUACCAUUACGCGUACAACUUCGUCACGAAUAACAUGAGGAAAUACCUUAAGUCCAACUUGGCUGAGACGGGUGGCAAGAUCUUGUUCUAUCCGGAGAAGACAUCAGGAUACAUAGCGGAUCCUAUUGCCAAACCGCCCCGCGCCCUCAACGUUUACCUGACGCUCUGCGAUAACAUGGAAUACGAGAACAAGGCGCGCAAGGGCAUCAGGGACCGGGAGGCGGACAUCAUCACGUACCUGCAGCAGCGGCACAAAGAGCUGAUAGAGCCAGAGCUGGUGGUGGCGCUCUUUGACACGGAGAGGAACGAUGUCGCUAGGAAGGGAUGGAUGGAACAAGAAGCUAGAAAAGCUGAAGUAUCAGAACGCGAAAAGGAGGCGGAAAUAGACCCCCUAGCUCCGUACUUGGCUCGCAUGUUCGGCUCCGGCCACGGCAGUGGAGCGCCACUGACCAUCAAAGAAGCCACGCUCAUAAGGGAGCAGUGUAUUAAUGACUUCAAGGCGAAGCAGCUCCAGCGUCAACUUUUGGUUCAUGAACGCUUUGAAACGAUGAACACGGAAUACAAGAACAAGAGAUUAUGGUACUUGGCGAAUCAGUACAUUCUUACUCCAGAAAAAGAAGCCAAGUAUUUCGCGUCUAGCGCCGAGCUAGCGUUCCAACUGCACACCCUAGAGGUGCGGCUGACCCGUCACCACGAUCUCUCCGCGCCGCGAUACAAGGCGCUCAUGGACUACCUGGACAAGCAUCCCCUGCUCAAGGAAUUCAACCGCAUCAGACACCAUCACGGAAUCAAGUAGUCCCACUAGCCAAGUCAAACCAAGCAACCAAGUGGUAGGCUAAUACUGUUUAACUUGACUACUUGGACUUGGUUGGUUGCUGCUACAUAUAGCAGUUGUAGCAGGCUUUUGCCGUCCGUUUGUUUAGACAACGUUUAUGUCAAAUUGUUACUUAUAUUCCACCUACCUAUAAACGCUAAAUUCCUGCUUUGGAAAUUAAUUACC